CUCCCUCUUCACUUCUCUCCUCUCUCUCUCUCUCUCGAAUCUCCACGACCGCAACCCCGAAGCCAAUCAGCUCAUCGCUUCUCACUCUCGCGUCCACGCUCUCUCUACCCUCAGAAAACCCUCGGAAUCCGCUGUCUCUGCUCGCUUGAUCCCGCUCGCGAUCGAUCAAUGCAGAAAAUACCAAGCAAACUUGAAACAGGAUAUGUGUUUAUGCACUUUCGACCUUGGGUUACUUUUUAGUCAGGUGGUGAGGAAAUAUUUUCCAGGGGACAAUGUUAUGUAGACGUGGACUGUACUAGUCACUCGCACUGAUGUCAGGUCAUCUAAGGUUUGAAUCAGCUUCGGCUGGUACAGAUGAAUUGGCCAUUGCUGGGGGCCAUCUAAACGGAAACAGGGCAAGCCAUUCCCGAUCUAGUCUGGAUAGGUCAGGUAGUUUCAGGGAGAGCUGUGAAAACAGGAUGUUCAGCACCCUGACUAGCCUUUCCGGGGAGAAUUCUACAUCAAAUGGGGACGUCCCUCCCAUAUCAGAUUGUCUGAUGUUGGAUCCUAUUACACUGGGGGAUCAGAAAUACCAAAGAUUGGGUGAGUUGCGGAGGAUAUUGGGAAUUCCUUUUGGAAGCACUGCUGAAGAUAGCUCUUCUGGGGCCGGUGUUGCCAAACUUCCCCAUCCAGCUGCUGUAGAGGAGCUAAAGCGCUUCAAAUCAAGUGUUUGGGAUACCUCCUCUAAGGCAAGGAGAAGGGCAAAAAAGUUGGAAGAGUCUUUAUACAAGUUAAACAAGUAUAAUCACGUUUUGAAUUCAAAAAAGCCUCAAAGGAAUGGGACAACAGCUAAUGAGAGAUCAGGUGGGUCCAAUUUGUCGAAGAUGGCAAGUCAGAAUCAUCGAAACUCUUCGGAGCUCUUGAGUCAAGGACUUGAAGAUAGGAGUAAGAGUGUUGUUCUGAAUAAGCGAGUUCGUUCCUCAAUGGCUGAACUUCGGACAGACAGUCAGGGCCACACUCUAACAAAGCUGCCCGCAGUCACUGGAAAAGAUCGAGAGAUGACCAGAAAUGUGGUUGAAGGUUCUGAUUUAGUCGAAGAUAAGAAUCAUAGACUACCUGCUGGGGGGGAAGGAUGGGAUAAAAAAAUGAAAAGGAAAAGAUCUAUAGGCUCGGGUUUUUCCAGACCUCUGCUUAUGGAUGGGGAGACAAAGCGACCUGUGUUCCAUAAAGUGAAAACUGAGCCCAGUUUGCAAUCCUCUGAUGCCCAGGGUUCCAGAUUGAGCGUCCGUGAAGAAACUUCCACGGCGAGUCCUAGUCAGACGCCAAAAGCAAAAGGUUCGAGGGCUCCCCGAAGUGGCUCUGUCGUGGCAGCAACCUCACCUACUAAUUUUUCUCGAUCGUCUGGAGCUUUUGAAGCAUGCGAACAGUCUCCUAGUGCAAGCAAAGUUCAUAUGAUUGGUGGCCCUACUAAUAACCGUAAACGUCCUUUACCCUCUGAAUCAUCCUCCCCUCCUAUGGCUCAAUGGGUUUGCCAUAGACAAAAAACAUCUCGCAAUAGAAGAGCAAAUAUUGUGUCUCCUGUCUCAAACCAUAAUGAGAGCAAUCCACCGUCGGAAGGAUGUGCCUUGGAUCCUGGUUUGAAAAUGAGUUCUGUGGAGACAAGUGCCCCUCUGUUCUCGAGGGGUUUUGCUAAUGGAAUCCAACAGCUGAAAGUGAAAUUGGAAAAUGUUUCAUCACCGGCGAGAUUACCUGAAAAUGAUGAAUCUGGUGGUGGUCAAAAUCGUGAAAGCAGGAUGAAGGAGAAGAGAGCCAGUGCUGUUGAAGUAGAUGAAAUCGAUGUGGGAACCAUCCGUGGUGUUAGCUCGUCAAUUGUACUGCCAAAGAAAAAUAAAACAGUUCCUAAAGAUGAUGUGGGAGAUGGUGUCCAAAGACAAGGAAGGAGUGGUAGGUGCUCAUCAUUUCCGAGAGCUAACAUUGCCUCAGCCAACGAAAAGAUGGAUAAUGCAGCUUCUAAGCCACUUAGAAGUGCUAAGCCUGGUUCUGAAAAAAAUGGGAGCAAGACUGGACGGCCUCCAUUAAAGAAAGUAUCCGAUCGAAAGGCUUUUGCUCGUCAUGCGAAGUCACCAGCUGGCAGUACUCCAGAUAUAUCUGGUGCAUCAGAUGAUGACCGCGAAGAACUCUUAGAAGCUGCAAAGUUCGCUUCUCGUGCCAACGGUCUAGUCCAUUCUGGAGUAUUCUGGAAAAAGAUGGAAUCAUUUUUUUCCCCAGUCAGCUUGGAGGACAUUUCUUAUUUGAAGCAACAGCGUGAUCUCGUGCACGAAGAAAGUAUGAAGCCUCACAAACAUGUUUUUGGUGAAAGAGAUAAUGGUAUCCAAUGUCAAUAUGGAUCGGGAGAAUCGGCUGCCAGUGACAAUGUUACUCAACAAGUUGAAGACAAAGAUGUUAUAUGUGGAAAGUUGAACCCAGGAGGGAUGAAAGUUCUUCCUCUGUACCAAAGAUUAUUGGCUUCUCUAAUCAUAGAAGAGGAAGCUAUAUUUGAAGAAGGUGGUGAAGGAAGAAGCUUGCCUUUUUCACACAACGAAGAUGGAAAUUCUGGGGCAAACUGUCUAGCUGUUGGUGUAAAAUCAAGGAACGGAGAUGGUUCUGUACAUGAAAAUGACGUCAUGCACGAGCUCCAAACUCCCAUGCAGUACAACAUUCCAAAUUAUUCUGGUAAUGGGAGUAUCAACAAAAGCAUCCAGAGUGAUCUGGACUUGAUGCACAAAGGACAAGUAUUGUGUGAGAUAUCCAAGAACGGUUUCCAUGGCUCGGUGGCUGCAUUCUCAUGUGUUGCUGGCAUUUCGUAUGAUGAACAGUACAUGCAUAUGUCCAUAGAAAGCAAAUUACUGGUGGAGCUACACAGUGUUGACUUAUAUCCUGAGAGCGUGCCUGAUCUGGUGAAUGGAGAGGAUGAGGCUAUUAAUAAUGAUAUCUCUGACCUAAAGAAGCAACUCUCCAAGCAGGUUGGUGAAAAGAAACUCCUCCUAGAUAAAUUACUCAAGGCAAUUCCAGAAGGGAGUGCAGAUAAUGGACGGGAUCUUGAGCGCACCGCAAUGCAAAGACUUGUUGAGAUGGCUUACAGAAAACAGCUGGCCACUCGAGCGAGCAUUGCCUCCCGCAAUGGGAUCCCGAAGGUUCCAAAACAUGUUGCGAUGGCUUUCACUAGGAGGACUCUCGCUAGAUGCAAGGAGUUUGAGGAUACUGGCAAGAGUUGCUUUAGUGAGCCUUCCCUCAGUGAAGUCCUUUUUGCUGCACCCCCUCGUGGUUGUGAAGAAUCCAUACGACAUGAUAAUCUCUGUUCUUCACCUGUGCCUGGGACAUCAGGCUCCAGCAGCAAGCUUAAGCAGUUUGGUCUUCAGAAUGAUGAUAUUGGCCUGGGUCCUAAUGACAACAAUAGAACUCUUUUACAUCCCCCUGACCAGGCUUUCGGAAAAACUGGACCUAUAUGGAACAGAGGCAAGAAGAAAGAACUGCUGCUUGACGAUGUUGGUGCCAUGAGAGUGGCAUCAAGUCCUGCAAAAGGCAAGAGGAGUGAAAGGGACAGGGAUCCAGAGAUGGUCCUCAACUAUUCUGCUGCCAAGGGUGGCCGCCAAAAUUCAGUCAGUGCUAAGGGUGAGCGAAAAGCAAAAUCCAAGCCAAAACAAAGAACUGCUCAGCUGUCAUCUUCAGGGAAUGGAUAUAUUAGCAAGUUCAGUGAAAUGAUGCAUCCUGUGAGCUCCUCGGCUCAUGAAAGUAAAAAAGUCCUUGCAAUUAGUGCUGACAAGAAACAAGAACUUGAUAAAACAAACGGCAAUGCGCCGCCUGGUUUAAAGGGAACCAAUGAAUCUGAAGACUUGGCAAACUUGGAUCUGCUUGGAGACUUAGAUGUACCAUCAUGGUUGAACUUCGAAGGGGAUGCUUUACAAGACCAUGAUUCAAUGGGCCUUGAAAUACCCAUGGAUGACCUCUCCGACGUGUUCCUAUGACGACAGUGGCCUGUACAUUCCUAGGGAACUUAGGUGUCCAGAUAAAUAUAGAGCCACCAUUGUGGGGGACCAACUUGUAAUUUAAAUCAUGCCCCUGGCAAGUGGUGCUUGUAGCAUAAGCAUUCUUUCUGUAUGUCCGGCGAAAAAUUUUCUGCAGAAAGUCAGAUCAUUGUCCUAUGUCAAGGAUUCCGUUCUGAUUGAUUGAUAAUGAAAUUUCAUCAAAGUUUUUCUU
Messenger RNA from Rhodamnia argentea, 4215 nucleotides. RefSeq lists its product as uncharacterized. The record is from RefSeq and is a predicted model, not a curated record. The transcript has 14 exons. The coding region runs from base 312 to 3983 and encodes 1223 amino acids. NCBI's taxonomy places the organism in Eukaryota, Viridiplantae, Streptophyta, Magnoliopsida, Myrtales, Myrtaceae.